Molecule: messenger RNA, 1728 nt
Organism: Aureobasidium pullulans EXF-150
Lineage: Eukaryota; Fungi; Ascomycota; Dothideomycetes; Dothideales; Saccotheciaceae
Product: lysyl-tRNA synthetase-like protein
Exons: 2
Coding region: 1-1728 (575 amino acids)
Biological process (GO): mitochondrial lysyl-tRNA aminoacylation
Cellular component (GO): cytoplasm; mitochondrion
Molecular function (GO): tRNA binding; ATP binding; lysine-tRNA ligase activity
Source: RefSeq, a predicted model, not a curated record
AUGAAAGGACGUAGAAUGCAAAGGUCUGCCGAAGUUUACCGUUUCUUGCGGCCCGUUCUUCGACAUGACGUCCGAUCACAAUUGAUUCCUUCGUAUACUCGCUGCUUCUCAGCCUGCGCCAGACUUGCUUCAAAGAAGCCUGUCAAGGACUCUCCGACUGGCGAUUAUGAGAAGCGCAUUGUCCAAUUGCAAGCGAACACUUCCUUGCAAGACUGCUGGCCGCGUCUUGCUCAACGCCCCGAUGUCGCUAGAAUAUCCGUGAACGAUUUGAGAAAGAGCAGUGCAACUUUAGAUAACGGUGCCACCAAGCUCGACGAUAAGUUUGUCGUCUCCGGCAGAGUCCGCUCUGUGCGCACUGCCGGCUCCAAGCUGGUCUUCAUCGACAUAGAACAAGAUGAUCGUGUCGCCCAAGCCAUCUGUAAUUUCUCCCACCUCGAUCAGAACGGUGUGCCUCGUGAGCAGUUCAAUGCCUUCAAGCGCGUCGUUCGUCGGGGAGAUUGGUACACCUUUGUUGGUCAUCCACACAAGGCUCAAGGUGGAGAAGAGAGUAUUCUUGCGACAGAGCUUCCUCAGCUCAUGUCGCCUUCGCUCCAUCAAAUCCCUGCUCAACUUGAUGACGCUGAAACACGCGCCCGUAGGCCUCAUGUUGACAUGUUGGUUCAUCGCCAGGCUGUACAGACGCUCAGGAUUAGGUCUGCUAUCGAACGUGGCAUUUCUACCUUCUUUGAUAACCAAGGCUAUUCCAAGGUCAGCACGCCCCUGCUGACUGCAGGUGCAGGAGGCGCUGUCGCCAGGCCCUUCGAGACUGUUGCUACUGAGAUGCAAGAUACUACACUCAACCUUCGCAUUGCUCCGGAACUAUGGCUGAAGCGAUUGGUUGUUGGUGGCUUGGGUAAGGUCUACGAAAUUGGACCAGCCUUUCGCAACGAGGGCGUCGAUGCAACUCACAACCCCGAGUUCACCAUCUGCGAGUCUUAUAUGCCGUUUGCCGACCUUGAUCAUCUCAUGAAAAUGACGGAAGAUCUGUUGGCUGGCUUGCAUGAAGAACUGCGUAAGCUGGGUGAAGAGAAUUUCAAACAUCUCUCCGAUACGGCUGUCAACUUUGACUCGGAUGCAACCCACCUUUUCCAAGGCCCGUUCCCACGCCUUCCCUUCAUCCCUACCGUCGAGAAAGAGAUGGGCAGAAAAUUGCCUGACCUGAACGACGCCAAUGCGACACAACAGAUACUCGACCUCUUCACUGAGCUCAACAUCCCCAUCCCGGCCAGACCCACGCUCCCACGCCUCUUAGAUGCUCUGGCAGGACACUACAUUGAACCACUCUGUACCGACCCGACGUUCAUAACAGAACACCCUGCCGUUAUGUCGCCUCUCUCCAAGUCUUUUACCUGCCCUAAGACCUCUCAGCUCAUCUCUGCCCGUGCCGAACUCUUCAUCCGCGGCAACGAAUAUGCAAACAUGUACGAAGAGGAGAAUUCGCCGUUCGCGCAGCGUGAGAAGUUCGUGGAGCAACUCAAAUACCGCGAAGUCGACGGCGAAGGCGAUGGCAGGGCUGAAGUCGACGAGAGCUACCUUGAGGCACUAGAGUGGGGACUGCCCCCUACUGGUGGUUGGGGCAUGGGCAUUGAUCGUCUGGUCAUGCUCUUCACUGGUCAGAAACGCAUCGGAGAUGUCUUGCCCUUUGGUACUUUGAGGAAUGUUGUCGGUCUCGCUACCCGGCAGACUUGA